Messenger RNA from Anguilla anguilla (European eel), 1505 nucleotides. RefSeq names its product cellular communication network factor 2b (gene ccn2b). Gene Ontology annotation, molecular function: heparin binding; integrin binding. The record is from RefSeq and is a predicted model, not a curated record. Lineage: Eukaryota; Metazoa; Chordata; Actinopteri; Anguilliformes; Anguillidae. Gene Ontology annotation, cellular component: extracellular matrix; extracellular region. Gene Ontology annotation, biological process: cell adhesion; signal transduction. The transcript is spliced from 5 exons. Bases 389 to 1438 code for a protein of 349 amino acids.
GCCUGUUUUCGGAAAGUGCCUGGAAUGGGCAUUUUCCGAAAACAGUUCCCGUAAAGAAACGGGUAAGAAACGAACUGUUGGCCGUGGGAUCUACUUCUAAAGAGUGCGCACAAAACAGGCCGAGUUCCGACCAGUCUUCAGUUACCGCGCGCCUCACAGGAAUUACAAAAGCCAUCUGGAAUUUGAAUAUUUUCACCCCUUUGGGUCGCGUGGCAUGUCACUUGUUUCCUGGGCAACACCCCUUCACGGUGUAUUUAAACGGGCGCUUCUCACUCUCCAAAGCAAGUACUGAGUUUUAAGCGAGUCUGAGUGACCGAGAGCGAACGCCUGAAGGUUACCGCAAAUCCACUCAACAAGAAUAACAUUGGAUACCGCCUGGCAACUGAAGAUGCCUGCGAUCAUUCUGACAAACACCGGUCUUCUUCUGCUCGUUUUUUGCGCGGCCGUGGCGCAGGACUGCUCCCAGCCCUGUAACUGCCCCACUGAGGCUGCCCCCUGCCCUGUGGGCACCAGCCUGGUCCUGGAUGGGUGUGGCUGCUGCAAGGUGUGUGCCAGACAGAUGGGCGAACCCUGCUCUCUCUGGGAGCCAUGUGACCACCACAAGGACCUGUACUGCGACUACACUGCUCUGAGUGACAGCACACCAGCCAUCUGCAUGGCCCGGGGGGGGCAGACGUGUGACCUGGGGGGGGUGGUGUACCGCAGUGGGGAGGCCUUCCAGCCCAGCUGUAAGCACCAGUGCAUCUGCAUGAGCGGAGAGAUCGGCUGCGUUCCAACGUGCCCCAGCGACGUGCGCCUGCCCUCUCCCCAGUGCCCCGCCCCCCGCCGCAUCACCAUCCCUGGCCAAUGCUGUGAGGAGUGGGCCUGUGACUCCGCCCCCCAGGGCCUCCCGUUCCAGGCCGUCAUGGCUGGUAUGUCCAGAAAGACAUACAGGGAGGCAGACUACAGGGCGGGGCCUGAGAGUGCGCGGGAUAACUGCAUCGUUCAGACCACCACGUGGAGCGACUGCUCCACCUCCUGUGGGAUGGGCAUCUCCACCCGCGUUACCAACGACAACCAGCACUGCCAGUUGGAGAAGCAGAACCGCUUCUGCCUGAUCCGUCCUUGCCACGCCCACCAGGAGAGCGCCAUCAGAAGGGGGAAGAGGUGUGUGCGCACCCCCAGGUCCCCGCGGCCCGUGCGGUUCUCCGUUUCGGGCUGCAGAAGUGUGCGGGGGUAUCGGUUGCGGUUCUGUGGCGUGUGCACGGACGGGCGGUGCUGCCGGCCCCAGACCUCCGUCACGGCAGAGGUGGAGUUCCGCUGCCCGGAGGGCGACAUUCGCCGCAAGAUGAUGUUCAUCAGGACCUGCUCCUGCCACCUGGACUGUCCCCGUGACAACGACAUCUUCCACUCCACACACCUCCGGCCAAUGAGCGGCGAUUAUGACAUCAACAUGUGAGGGGCCACGCCCUGACCUCGCCCUGACCUCGCUCUGACCUCGCUCUGACCACGCUCUGACCACACCU